Molecule: messenger RNA, 1430 nt
Organism: Ostrea edulis (European flat oyster)
Lineage: Eukaryota; Metazoa; Mollusca; Bivalvia; Ostreida; Ostreidae
Product: myb/SANT-like DNA-binding domain-containing protein 4
Exons: 3
Coding region: 211-924 (237 amino acids)
Cellular component (GO): nucleus
Source: RefSeq, a predicted model, not a curated record
UUCAUAAAAAUAUUUAAGUUUUACACUUAAAAGUCUACUUAAGUACUAAGUGAGUACUUAGUUAAGUAAAACUACUUAAGUAUAAUUUAUAAACAUACUAAGUGCUAUACUUAACUAAGUAAGACACGCGACACUUAAAUAUAUCUUAAGUGCUGAAAGGGGGGGAAACCGUGUUUAAAAAUAGAUUUCGGUACAGACGAUAGAAGCAAAAUGGCGGAUCAAAUAACAGACGAAAAGAGAGGAAAGAAGAGAAAGGCAAACUGGACGCAGGACGAAUGUCUGAUGCUGGUGACUAUGGUAAAUGAGAAGAAGAACAUCCUGAGGUCAAAGUUAGGUCCCAGCUUAACUUCAAGAAUGAAGAAGGAAGCUUGGGAAGAGUUGUCAGAGCGACUGAAUGCCUCCGCCGUUAAUACACAGAGGACAGUGGAGGAAGUGGAAAAGAAGUGGCAUAAUCUUUUGUCCACCUCCAAAGCAGAGAUUUCCAGCUAUAGGAAAACAACAAAUGGAACAGGCGGAGGACCUCCACCCAAACCCCUGAGUGCCAUAGCCGAGACAGUGCAGAUGGUGAUUGGGGAAGAAAAUGCCAUCAUUGAUGGAGUACAGGGAGGGAUUGACUCUUCCUUGCUUCAAUUGCUGACCAAUGAUGGGAACAUUUGUAAUGUUCAGAUUAUUCAGAGUGAACCUGAGUUCAGCAUGACAUUGCCUCCUAUCAUACCCCUCUCACCAAGAUUGCCAUUGCCAGCUCCUCUACAUGUUCCUUCAGCCUCUUCCUCUGUGCCAGCAGGAAAUACAUGUACAAGAUGCGCCAAAGCCCAGACAGACAACCGCAACAGACAAAGUGAAAUAGAGGAAAUGACAAUUCGGAAACUUCAUCUCGAAAUUGAAUAUUAUGAGAUGAAAUUGAAAAAAUUGAAGGAGGAAUAGGUGAUGAAGAUCUGUAUUAAAUUUUCGAUUAAUGAUAAAUAACAAAUAGGUAUUUCUUGUGACAAUAACUGUUCACUUGUACAAAAGAUUUGAUCUUCUGACAUUGACAUUGGAGUUUGACCUACUUUUUAAUGACAAACAUCCAAAAGCGGUGGAUCACAAUUCUUGAUUUUUACUUGUUUAUCUUUAAUUCAAUCUUGUCUGAAUAUGAAUUACACAUGAAAUACAUAAAUCUCAUUAUAUGCAUUAAAUGCAUAAUAUGUAUAUAAUUCACAUAAUUGCAGAUCUUGUUUAAAACUGCAUUUGAUAUUUUUGUUCAUAUUUUUGUUUCAAAGUUUGGGACUCUGCCAAUAGGCAAAUGUCCUAUAGUAAUGACUGUUUGCCUGUGAAUCCUGGUGACUUUGAAAUAUUCUGUAAAUAUUCACUGUUUUUUAUACUGUAUUUUAGUACAUGUUCAAAUUAAGAAGUUGUUUUUGGUUUUAAGAAAAAAAGUACUUAAACUCAAA